CGCGCACUUGUUGGCCCGGGUAGACUACCUCGAACAUUGCACAGUUGCAGAACUUGGGUGCAGAUAGAGGCUGUGUGUGUGCGUGGUUGUUAGUCAAGGAAAGGUUGAGUUUUAGGUCUGCGCACACGGUCAUGGAUGCGCAGUGGCAACAUACAAACGGCGCUUACUCUCGGUAUUACUCUCAAAACCAAAUGGGACAACAGAGUUGGAGUGGAGUGAACCCUGCAGGCAGCGACACCAAGCACCAGUGUCAGCAAGCAUCCUCUGUGGGUCCUGGCACUGGGGCGAAACAUGAAUGGGUCAAUUGUUUUGAUGACUUCUACAGUGACGUCUUUCUGAAUGAUUUUGAAAAUGUUGAUUUAGCAAAAUAUAAUGUGGUGUGCACGCUGGAGAUGCAAGGCGGCUGGUACAGUGUUCCCAGCAGCACCACCUCUGUGUACAGCUCUGUGAUCAACCCCUCCACCUACAGUGGCUGGAACAACCCACCUACCAACCUCCCCACCCUCACAUCAGACAAACUGUAUCUCAAGGGGGGCCUCCCACACUCACUGACCAGGGAACACUUCCCACCUGGGGCUCAUGAACCUCCACUGGGACAUCUGCAGACAAUCGGUGGAGAACACCCACAGGGACAUCUGCAGACAGUCGCAGAGGAACACCCACAGGGACAUCUGCAGACAGUCGCAGGGGAACACCCACAGGGACAUCUGCAGACAAUCGCAGGGGAACACCCACAGGGAAAUCUGCAGACAAUCGCAGGGGAACACCCACAGGGAUAUCCGCAGACAGUCACAGGGGAACACCCACAGGGACAUCUGCAGACAGUCGCAGGGGAACACCCACAGGGAAAUCUGCAGACAACCACAAGGAAACACCCACAGGGACAUCUGCAGACAGUCGCAAGGGAACACUCACAGGGACAUAAACAGAUAGUCGCAGUGGAACAUCCACAGGGAUAUCUGCAGACAGUUGCAGAGGAACACCCACAGGGAUAUUUUCAGACAGUAGCAGGGGAACACCCACAGGGACAUCAGCAGACAGUUGCAGGGGAACACCCACUGGGAUAUCUGCAGACAAUCGGCAGGGAACACCCUCAGGGAAAUCUACAGACAGUCGGUAGGGAACACCCUCAGGGAUAUCUACAGACAAUCGGCGGGAAACACCCUCAGGGGCAUCUACAGACAGUCGGCGGGGAACGCCCCAAGCAUGUGUCUCAGCUAGCACAGGACCGUGUUGUUGGGGCACCACAACAGCCUGAAGAAGAGAAGGUUUUCUCCACUCUUGGCCAGAAGCUGAAUCUAGGCACCCGGUGUCUUCAGAACGCAGAUGUCGUGUUUCUACAGACUUCUUCAACCAGUAAACUUAGCGGUUUGACAAAGGCAGGUUCAGGUCUCCCAGAAGCAGGAUCAACACUGCCUUCAAUAUCAAUUAUCAUCAAUACUUACGAUGAGAAGGGCGAGUCAACAAAAGCAUGCCAAUUUGACUCAACAGAGAAUCUUGUGAGUGAUGGAUCAGUCGGAGAUGUGACGUCAUCAGAGGACCGCUGGCAGACAACUGCAUCAACGUAUGUAUCGCUUAGUUCAUCACCGACGUCGGGUCCCACCAGCAGCGACCACGUCUCAUCAUCUUCUGAUUCCAAGGACAGCAGCAAACAUGUUAGGAACAGGGAGGUUCGGCGGGCAGUUGAUGAACCGCGGCGACCUAAGAAUGGUUUCAUCCGUUUUUCCAUUGAGCACCGACAGCAGAUCGCUGUAAAGCACCCGAGACUGGACAACCGCGAGAUCUCGCGAAUGCUCGGCUGCAAGUGGAGAAAGCUGAGCAAUGAGGAGAAGAAGCCAUAUGAGGUUGAGUUCGAGAAGGAUAUCCAGGCUAUCCGGGAGGUGAACCCAGAGUGGCGCUACGCCCCGGCCAGGCAGCUGGUUGAGGAGCUGAUAGAACCAAUGCCCAGUCGCCUCCGACCCAGGAACAGCCUCAAGCGGAAGAAGCUUCCCAGCCUCGUGAGAACAUACAGUCGCCGCCAGAACUCCGGCAAGUCUUCCAAGACCAGCAGGAAAAAAUGCCCUGUAGUCCAAUCAGAGAUGCUUGAUCCAGCUGCCACACCCUUAAGUGAGGAGGACCCAUCAACCACCUGGGUGCAGUGUGAUCUGUGUGGAAAGUGGCGAUGUCUGCCCGGCUUCAUCCAACCAGAGGCACUGUGUGACAUAUGGUUUUGCUACUUCAACCCCGACAAUCGGUACAACUCCUGCUCCAUCAAGGAGGAGCUGGACCCCGACGAUGCCUCUGCCCCUCCACAUCUGCCUGUCCCCCCAAACUCCACAUGUACAGCAUACAGUGGUGGCCAUGUGCUGUCCCGGGAACCCUCCUGGUAGUGCUCCAGGUACAGCACACUGGUGAAGAGCAUAAACAAAGACCAACUUGUUUCACGUCAAGUAGGCAGUGUUACUACUGAAAAAUAUAGACAGUUGGAUUCCCCUGUCUAACUUGCUUGCCAAAUGUUCUUUCAAAAUAAUGACUUGAAAUGCUACUUCUUGUAUCUGAAUGGAGUGGCAUGAAAUAACUAGAAUAACUGGAAUAACUAGAUGCAAUAAAAUGCUCUAACUUGUCCAUCCACUGAUGAGAAACUAAGCAAUGACAGAUCUGUACAAGUGUUGGCAAUUCUGUAGGAGCUGAACAAGCGUUGGUGAGUCUGUAGGAGCUGAACAAGUGUUGGUGAGUCUGUAGGAGCUGAAUAAGUGUUGGUUAGGAGCUGAACAAGUGUUGGCUAGUCUGUAGGAGCUGAACAAGUGUUGGCGAGUCUGUAGGAUCUGAACAAGUGUUGGUGAGUGUAGCAGCUGAACAAGUGUUGGCUAGUCUGUAGGAGCUGAACAAGUGUUGGCUAGUCUGUAGGAGCUGAACAAGUGUUGGUUAGUCUGUAGGAGCUGAACAAGUGUUGGCUAGUCUGUAGGAGCUGAACAAGUGUUGGCUAGUCUGUAGGAGCUGAAUAAGUGUUGGUUAGUCUGUAGGAGCUGAAUAAGUGUUGGCGAGUCUGUAGGAGCUGAACAAGUGUUGGCUAGUCUGUAGAAGCUGAACUAGUGUUGGCUAGUCUGUAGGAGCUGAACAAGUGUUGGCUAGUCUGUAGGAGCUGAAUAAGUGUUGGUUAGUCUGUAGGAGCUGAAUAAGUGUUGGUUAGUCUGUAGGAGCUGAACAAGUGUUGGCUAGUCUGUAGGAGCUGAACUAGUGUUGGCUAGUCUGCAGGAGCUGAACUAGUGUUGGCUAGUCUGUAGGAGCUGAACUAGUGUUGGCUAGUCUGUAGGAGCUGAACAAGUGUUGGCGAGUCUGUAGGAGCUGAACAAGCACUGGCAAGUUUGGAGGAGCUGUCUGUCAAACAUACUUUUCUAAAGCACCACAUAGAUUAAACAUCUUGAAAAGGGUAGUGGUUGUUGUACCCCAAGGAACUAUCUUUUUCUUUACAUGGUCAUAAGUGAGACUGCUAAAGACCCAGUCAUGCUCUAAAUGUUUUGGGUUCUUUUUACCUCUUUCCAUUUUUUAUCUAUUAGGACAGGUCAUGCUACUUUCACAGGGGAUUAGUCUGAGAAGCUUAACGUUUAAUGGAGAACUCACAUCAAACCUUACACCUUGAGCAGUUCUGGUCACUUAGCCUGGAAUCUUGGAUGGUCUUACUUUUCCCAUUUACCUUGAAAGGAGGCGUCUUACCAACAGCUUCACGAUAAGCAGACAAUGGCCCGGAAAUAAAGACCUUUUCCCAAAAAUUUACAUAAUGUAAAAACUGUCCAUCAAAAUGUCUUUUUCUAGCACACAUUAUGGGGAUUACUUAUCAAUGUGGGUCACUUGAUACUGGCUACAAAUGCACUGAUCUGCAAGAGUACUGGUGUUUUGUAAACUAUUAACUUUGCCACUAAACAUUGUUUACUUAU
Molecule: messenger RNA, 3914 nt
Organism: Haliotis rufescens (red abalone)
Lineage: Eukaryota; Metazoa; Mollusca; Gastropoda; Lepetellida; Haliotidae
Exons: 10
Coding region: 132-2369 (745 amino acids)
Biological process (GO): cell differentiation; anatomical structure morphogenesis; regulation of DNA-templated transcription
Molecular function (GO): DNA-binding transcription factor activity, RNA polymerase II-specific; RNA polymerase II cis-regulatory region sequence-specific DNA binding; zinc ion binding
Source: RefSeq, a predicted model, not a curated record